AUCAACAAUUGUAAACAAACGCCUGCGCCGCAGAGCAGCCCACAGACGGCUGCAGUGAGCGGCUUCGUCAUGUUGCCAAGGUGCGCAACAAUGGGGCUUGCCACGUCAAGUGGCAAAAGGAAUUUCGACUGGCAAAUCAGAAACUCGCAGAAGCUCGUGGCAGACGGUUGUUACCACAUUUUGCACUCGCAGUCAAAACACACUUGGCCAACAAAGACGGCCAACGGCAACGGCGACGGCAACGGCGACGGCGCUAAAGUGAGACGCACACGCAACCAGAAAAGGAGCCAUAAAAAUAAGGCUAAACAUAUAAAAUUGUGUAGUAAAAGUGAAGAAAGCGAAGAAAGCAGCCGAAAAAGAAACCCAAAGCAAUAAUAAUAGUAAAGCGGAUGUGUUGUUGUUGUUGUUGUUGCUGUAAGGAAACAUACGAAAAGUGGGCGCCGUGCAAAAGCAACCAGAGCCGUGUCUGAGUGUCUGUGUGUGUGUGUGUGUGUGUGUGUGUGCUUGUGUGUUGCCAAUGAAAAUGCAAAUUGUUGGCAACAAAUAUUGGUAAAACAACAAAUAAUACAAUUGUGCAAUGCCAGCGCAGGCCACAAGCUAUGCAACGUACACGCUAGAGCGAGACAGCGAACAGCAUAAACAAUUCCUGCAGUAAGCAACAAUAAGCUGCAGUCUCGCCUCCUUUGUGCCUGGUUGUGUAAUGGCCAGUGGUCGAGAGGCAGAGCUUUAAGCGUUUAAGCGUUGAGCGUUGAGCGUCUGAGCCAAGCCAAGUGGAAUGUCGCAGCCUCGAGGCGGACGGGGCGCGCGUGGCGGCGGCGGCGCUGGUGGCGCCGGCGUUGGCCGCAAGACGCCCUCCUCGUUGACGGGGCCGCCCGACGAUUCGGCCAAUACCAGCGAACGUGCAACGCCCGCCAGCAAGGCCGACUCGGAUCCCAAGGAUGACAGCUCCAGCAAUGGCGACAAAAAGGAUUUGGAUAUGUUCCCGGCGCCCAAGCCGCCCAGUGCGGGUGCCUCGAUACGGGACACGGCCAACAAGGUGCUGGCGCUGGCCAUGAAGAGCGAGUGGACGCCCAUCGAAGCGGAGCUCAAGAAACUGGAGAAAUAUGUGGCCAAUGCGGGCGAAGAUGGCAAUCACAUACCGCUGGCCGGAGUGCACGAUAUGAAUACCGGCAUGACUCCAUUGAUGUAUGCCACAAAGGAUAACAGGACGGCGAUAAUGGAUCGCAUGAUUGAACUGGGCGCCGAUGUGGGAGCACGGAAUAACGAUAAUUACAACGUGCUCCACAUUGCGGCGAUGUAUUCGCGUGAGGAUGUCGUCAAGCUGUUGCUGAACAAACGAGGCGUAGAUCCCUUCUCCACAGGGGGCUCGCGUUCACAAACUGCGGUGCAUUUGGUGUCCAGUCGUCAAACGGGCACGGCCACAAAUAUCCUCCGAGCUCUUCUAGCAGCCGCUGGCAAGGAUAUACGCGUUAAAGCCGACGGCCGUGGCAAAAUCCCAUUGCUGCUGGCUGUGGAGUCGGGCAACCAGUCCAUGUGCAGAGAGCUUCUGGCCGCACAAACGGCAGAGCAACUAAAGGCAACGACGGCCAAUGGAGACACGGCCUUGCAUUUGGCCGCCAGACGGCGGGACGUCGACAUGGUCCGCAUUCUGGUGGAUUACGGCACCAAUGUGGACACCCAGAACGGGGAGGGGCAGACGCCGCUGCACAUUGCCGCCGCGGAGGGGGACGAGGCGUUACUCAAGUACUUUUACGGGGUGCGUGCAUCCGCCUCCAUUGCGGACAAUCAAGACCGCACACCCAUGCAUUUGGCCGCCGAGAAUGGACACGCACACGUCAUUGAGAUCCUGGCGGACAAAUUCAAGGCGAGCAUCUUCGAGCGCACCAAGGAUGGCAGCACACUGAUGCACAUCGCAUCACUCAAUGGCCAUGCUGAGUGCGCCACGAUGCUCUUCAAGAAGGGCGUCUAUCUGCACAUGCCCAACAAGGAUGGCGCCCGCAGCAUACACACGGCCGCUGCCUACGGUCACACUGGCAUCAUCAAUACCCUCCUGCAGAAAGGCGAGAAAGUAGAUGUUACAACCAACGACAACUAUACGGCACUGCAUAUAGCCGUGGAGUCCGCCAAGCCAGCUGUUGUGGAAACCCUGCUCGGCUUUGGCGCCGAUGUGCAUGUGCGUGGGGGUAAGCUGCGGGAGACCCCGCUGCAUAUUGCUGCGCGAGUCAAGGACGGCGAUCGUUGCGCUCUGAUGCUGCUUAAGUCCGGAGCGAGUCCGAAUCUAACGACCGAUGACUGCUUGACGCCGGUCCAUGUGGCCGCGCGCCAUGGAAAUCUGGCGACAAUGAUGCAGCUGCUGGAAGAUGGAGGCGAUCCGCUAUACAAAUCGAAUACUGGGGAAACACCUUUGCAUAUGGCAUGUCGGUCGUGUCAUCCGGAAAUCGUGCGUCACCUCAUUGAGACAGUGAAGGAGAAACACGGCCCGGACAAGGCCACCACGUACAUCAAUUCUGUGAACGAUGAUGGCGCCACGGCGCUCCAUUAUACUUGCCAAAUUACCAAGGAGGAGGUGAAAAUACCCGAAUCCGAUAAGCAAAUCGUGCGCAUGCUGCUCGAGAACGGGGCCGAUGUGACGCUGCAGACGAAGACCGCGCUGGAGACGGCCUUUCACUAUUGCGCCGUCGCGGGCAACAAUGAUGUGCUGAUGGAGAUGAUCUCGCACAUGAAUCCCACGGACAUACAGAAGGCCAUGAAUCGGCAGUCGUCGAUCGGCUGGACGCCGCUCCUGAUUGCCUGCCAUCGGGGGCACAUGGAGCUGGUCAAUAACCUUUUAGCGAAUCAUGCGAGGGUCGAUGUCUUCGACACGGAGGGUCGAUCGGCGCUCCAUCUGGCCGCGGAACGGGGCUAUCUGCACGUGUGCGAUGCGCUGCUAACGAACAAGGCCUUCAUCAACUCCAAGUCGCGCGUGGGACGCACCGCCCUGCAUUUGGCGGCGAUGAACGGAUUUACGCAUCUGGUGAAGUUCCUCAUCAAGGAUCACAAUGCGGUGAUUGACAUAUUGACGCUGCGCAAACAGACGCCGCUGCACUUGGCGGCGGCCAGCGGACAAAUGGAGGUGUGCCAGCUGCUGCUGGAGCUGGGCGCCAACAUCGAUGCGACUGAUGAUCUGGGCCAGAAGCCCAUUCAUGUCGCCGCCCAGAACAACUACUCUGAAGUGGCCAAACUGUUCCUGCAGCAGCAUCCCUCUCUGGUGAAUGCCACCAGCAAGGAUGGCAACACUUGUGCCCACAUUGCUGCCAUGCAGGGCUCCGUCAAGGUGAUCGAGGAGCUCAUGAAGUUCGAUCGGUCCGGCGUGAUAUCAGCUAGAAAUAAAUUGACCGAUGCCACGCCUCUACAACUGGCCGCCGAGGGCGGACACGCGGAUGUGGUGAAAGCUUUGGUGCGCGCCGGCGCCUCCUGCACCGAGGAAAACAAGGCCGGCUUCACGGCCGUCCACUUGGCCGCCCAGAACGGGCAUGGCCAAGUCCUGGACGUGCUGAAGAGCACCAACUCGCUGCGCAUCAACAGCAAAAAACUGGGCCUAACGCCCCUGCACGUCGCCGCCUACUACGGCCAGGCGGACACUGUCCGAGAGCUGCUGACCAGCGUGCCGGCUACGGUCAAGUCGGAGACACCCACGGGCCAGAGCCUCUUCGGGGAACUGGGCACAGAGUCGGGCAUGACGCCACUGCACCUGGCUGCCUUUUCGGGCAAUGAGAAUGUGGUGCGAUUGCUGCUGAACUCGGCGGGCGUACAAGUGGAUGCCGCUACCGUGGAGAACGGCUACAAUCCGCUCCAUUUGGCUUGCUUCGGUGGACACAUGUCAGUGGUUGGUUUGCUUCUGAGUCGGUCGGCGGAGCUCCUGCAAUCCACGGAUCGCAAUGGACGCACUGGUCUGCAUAUCGCUGCCAUGCACGGCCAUUUCCAGAUGGUGGAGAUCCUGCUCGGCCAGGGCGCUGAGAUAAAUGCAACCGAUCGCAACGGUUGGACGCCACUGCAUUGUGCUGCCAAAGCCGGCCACUUGGAUGUGGUGAAGCUGCUGUGCGAGGCGGGCGCCUCGCCCAAGUCCGAGACGAACUAUGGCUGUGCGGCUAUUUGGUUUGCCGCAUCCGAGGGUCACAACGAGGUGUUGCGCUAUCUGAUGAACAAGGAACACGACACCUACGGUCUGAUGGAGGACAAACGGUUUGUCUACAAUCUGAUGGUCGUGUCCAAGAACAACAACAACAAGCCAAUACAAGAGUUUGUGCUGGUCUCACCAGCGCCCGUGGAUACGGCAGCCAAACUAUCCAACAUUUACAUAACACUCUCGACUAAGGAGAAGGAGCGCGCCAAGGAUCUGGUGGCAGCUGGCAAACAGUGCGAGGCUAUGGCCACGGAACUCCUAGCUUUGGCAGCCGGCUCGGAUUCCGCGGGGAAGAUCCUGCAGGCCACGGACAAGCGGAACAUUGAGUUUCUCGACGUGCUGAUCGAGAACGAGCAAAAGGAAGUCAUUGCUCAUACGGUGGUCCAGCGAUAUUUGCAAGAACUGUGGCACGGCUCAUUGACAUGGGCGUCGUGGAAGAUAAUGUUGCUGCUGGUUGCGUUUAUCGUUUGCCCGCCUGUAUGGAUUGGCUUCACAUUCCCGAUGGGGCACAAGUUCAACAAGGUGCCGAUCAUCAAGUUCAUGUCCUACCUCACCUCGCACAUAUACCUCAUGACACACCUGAGCAUUGUGGGCAUAACGCCCAUCUAUCCGGUGCUGCGUCUGAGUCUGGUCCCCUACUGGUACGAAAUAGGCUUGCUCAUUUGGUUGAGCGGUUUACUUUUGUUCGAGUUGACGAAUCCCUCGGACAAAUCGGGAUUGGGAUCAAUCAAGGUGCUCGUCCUGCUGCUGGGCAUGGCCGGCGUGGGCGUACACGUUGUCGCCUUCCUGUUCGUCUCCAAGGAGUAUUGGCCGACAUUGGUCUAUUGCCGCAAUCAAUGCUUCGCCUUGGCCUUUCUCUUGGCCUGCGUACAGAUCCUGGACUUUCUAUCCUUCCAUCAUUUAUUCGGGCCGUGGGCCAUUAUUAUUGGCGAUCUGCUUAAGGAUCUAGCGAGAUUUCUCGCCGUGCUCGCUAUCUUUGUGUUUGGCUUUUCCAUGCAUAUCGUGGCGCUGAAUCAAUCAUUUGCCAAUUUUACGCCCGAGGAUCUGCGCAGUUUCGAGAAGAAGAAUCGAAAUCGGGGCUACUUCAGUGACGAUGAUAUGCCCACUCCACGCCCUCCGCCCGUGGAGAGUUAUGUCGAUAGUCGCUUCAGCGAAUUCCGACGCAAACACAAAGAUGAUCUGCGCAUGCAUCCGAUUAACUCGUUCGAGUUACUGUUCUUCGCCGUGUUUGGCCAGACGACGACGGAGCAAACGCAAGUUGAUAAAAUCAAAAAUUUAGCCACGCCCACUCAACCGUAUUGGGUUGAGUAUCUGUUCAAAAUUGUCUUUGGCAUAUACAUGUUGGUAUCGGUGGUUGUACUCAUUAACCUGCUGAUUGCUAUGAUGUCAGACACCUAUCAAAGAAUUCAGGCACAAUCCGACAUCGAAUGGAAAUUUGGCCUAUCCAAGCUUAUACGCAAUAUGCAUCGCACCACAACAGCGCCAUCGCCGCUUAAUUUAGUUACCACCUGGUUUAUAUGGAUCGUCGAGAAGGUCAAGGCACGCAUGAAGAAAAAGAAGCGUCCAAGUCUGGUACAGAUGAUGGGCAUACGGCAGGCCAGUCCACGAACCAAAGCCGGCGCCAAGUGGCUAUCGAAGAUCAAGAAAGACUCCGUGGCCUUGUCCCAGGUGCAUUUGUCCCCCUUGGGCUCACAGGCCAGCUUCUCGGCUGCCAAUCAGAAUCGCAUCGAGAAUGUCGCCGAUUGGGAGGCGAUUGCGAAAAAGUAUCGCGCGCUCGUUGGCGACGAGGAGGGCGGCUCUCUGAAGGACUCGGACGCAGAGAGCGGUUCGCAGGAAGGCGGUGGCGGCGGCGGCGGUGCGCCCCAAGCGCCGGCACAGGUGGGCAAGGGCAAGGGCAAGGCAGUUGCCAAAAAGUAGAACUACAUUUUGAAUGCUUGGCUUAUAAGUUUAGGCUCUUACACAUUGGCUUACUAAACGGUUUUCGAUUACAGGUCUAAGCAUCAUCCCACUCAGCUACUACUACUUCUACUACUACUACUACUACUACUACUACUACUACUACUACUUUCUACUCUAUCCAAAACUUCUCUUCCUUACUUCCCUUCUUCAAUUCUUCAACUCUCCCAUCUCGACUGUCUUCUCGCCUCUUUCUAAUCUAAGUGACUCUUAGGCUAAGCUGCACCAAAAAAAAAAAAAAAAAAAAAAAAACCCAAAAUCCAAAAAUUUCGAAAUUAAGCUUCACGUAUACAAAAUGAAUUUAGCUAGAAUAUUGAAAUUGUUUUUGGUAAUUUGUAAGCCUUUUUCAUUUAUAUUUAGUUAAAGAACAAAUAAUUUUUUUAUAAAAUAACAUUCCAAACAAACGAACAACAAAAACAAGUUUUCCAUAAUUUGAGCUAAGUAAGUUUUUUAGAUCCGUUUUGGAUUUGCGUCGAAGUCAUCCAAAUUUGCCUAACUUCAUAUUUUAUACUUAAGCUAAAACUCCUUAAAAAAGAAGAAGAAGAAAAAGAAGAACCUGAUUAUAUAUCUAGCAUUAUUUAUAUUCGUAAUUGGUAGUCUGUAAGUUUUUAACUUUAGCUUCACUUGACAUUUUUAUCAUUAGGCUUUUCAUAAAAUG
This is a messenger RNA of Drosophila mojavensis, 6776 nucleotides long. It is a transcript of the gene nompC, whose product is annotated as serine/threonine-protein phosphatase 6 regulatory ankyrin repeat subunit A. The transcript has 17 exons. Bases 776 to 6079 code for a protein of 1767 amino acids. The record is from RefSeq and is a predicted model, not a curated record. Gene Ontology annotation, cellular component: membrane; glycosylphosphatidylinositol-N-acetylglucosaminyltransferase (GPI-GnT) complex. Gene Ontology annotation, biological process: calcium ion transmembrane transport; GPI anchor biosynthetic process. Gene Ontology annotation, molecular function: protein binding; calcium channel activity. NCBI's taxonomy places the organism in Eukaryota, Metazoa, Arthropoda, Insecta, Diptera, Drosophilidae.